Molecule: messenger RNA, 2004 nt
Organism: Mycosarcoma maydis (corn smut)
Lineage: Eukaryota; Fungi; Basidiomycota; Ustilaginomycetes; Ustilaginales
Exons: 4
Coding region: 1-2004 (667 amino acids)
Source: RefSeq, a predicted model, not a curated record
AUGGCAGAUUCAAGCACACGAAUGAAUGCGGACAGUCCCUGCACGACCUCGCAUGAGCACGUUGCAACCGUAGUCGAAAGACCAGCCGCUACGGUUCCUCGACAGCGAAUCGAGGAACAAAACCGGCGCACAACUCUUUCAUAUCGCUCUGAGCUCAUGGUUGUCGAAUCAGACAGUGCGCUUGGCCUCCCUACGGGUGCGAUGUCUGACCAUGACAUACGACCCGACUCACUUUGUAGCCGCCAACAUGAUGAAGUCGGUACAUCCCGAAACAUCGAGACACAGACUACAGCAGCUUCUUGCUUUCAUGGCUUUAGCUUUGCUACUUGCGACGAAGAUGAAGACGCUGAAGGCGAGUUAGAUUAUUCCUUUGCAUCCGGAACCUCGUUCUGGGAGACGAAUCCCGGUGACACGACGGCCAACACUGUAGACACACUAGACUAUGAUGACAAUCCUGUACCUCUACUGGGUAGAGACGGAAACUGGAGAGGAACAUUGCCAUCAGAGAAGACUGCCAUAGAACAUGACGCGCAGUCGCAACGUAGCAGACUGGAGCUUUCUUUACAAUUAGAUCAUACUACAGACCAAGAAAAUAUCUGCUGGCCGACUGCUCUACACAGUGCUCCUUAUCACGGAACUCGUCGCCGGCGAGCGGAAAGUAACACGCGCGCUAUCAACGUCGAAAAGUCUGCUUCAGCUAACAGACCAAGGGAGACGUUUGCAGAAGCUGAGCCGCGUUCGGACGGCCCGAUGAGCACGUCAGUCCAAGCAAGCAAGAAAGCAAAAUUGGAUGGUCACAAGCGAACCAAACAGCUUCGAUCGAGCACGAAAGCGAAGCUCGGCAAGGACUUCAGCUCGGAGUACCAGCUAGAGAACGUUCAUGCAAGUAGCAAAGUCGAUAACAUCGCUUCUUCCAAGAUCGUUUCGUCACCUGCCUCUGCGAAGGGCCGGUACAGAUUGAAGAAAAAGGAAAAGGUGCCCAUCCUUAGCCUCGCGGAACUUCUCACGCCGCCGCCAAACAAGUCUGAUCCUCAAUCCGACGAAGCAGUCCACGGAUCUACAGAAGGGAAAGACGACUUUUCUGUAGACACUGUCAAGAGUGAGGGUGACAAUUACCAAGAUCUGCCUGUCCAUGCGGAGGAGAACAAUACCAGUACUGACGGAAGAAAAGAGCCAAACUCUUCGAGGCCAGAACACGACUUGAUGAACGACGGUCAGGUAAAGUUUGACGAAUCCGAGGCAAAGACAGGGCCCGAAGUGGCGCCAAAGACUGAGCCUGAACAGUAUUUCCUUGUAGCGCCAAGACGAGAGCGACGACCACGCACUUUCCCGCACCAUUGGGAGAUUCAUCCCAAAUUUCCCUUGUUGUACCAACGAUACUCUGUUCCGUCUUCUGUCAGCCCAGAAGUGCUCGAGAUGCUUCUUCGACAUCUCAACAUUGCAAACGUCAGCCGCGAAUUCCGCGAGAUUGUCAAUCGGGCUCGGAAGAGUCAUGGCAUCUUUAACAAGCCUCGCUCAAUUUUGGAUCUCUACACGCCGCGCUUUGUCAAAGGCGUAGGAGCUCAAAAAGUGGGCAUGUGUCCCGUGUGCUAUGAGGAUGGCAAAGUUAAUUUUUUUAAGACCAAGUUCUCAGCCUAUAAUUAUCACCUGCAAAACUUCCACGGCAUCUCGGCUCUUACUGGGCUACCCUUCGUGCCACCCUCAUGCUUUCAGACCAAACAUUGUCGCAACUACAGACCCAAUGAGCGCGCCUCGAUCAUUCAGGGUCUCUGCCACAACUGUCAUAAGUGGAUCGAUAUGCAAGGUCCUAAGGAAACCGAUCUCAAGGUUCCCGAGAUCUUCUGGUGGAAACACGCGCAGGUGUGCCAUCGAAAAUCGUCUACGCCACUCGGAGUGGGGGGUUUCUUUGUAGAGAAUGACUGGUUCAAUAGGGUGUGCAGCGUGUUGGAGCUCCUCGACGGUAUCGAAGGCGAAGUGAAGAAGUUGCAGGCUGGCAACGAGUAG